AUCUCUCCCUCUUUCUCUCUUAAACUCUCUGCAAAACCUCUCUCUCUUGAACUCUCUGCAAUUUCUCUUCGCUUCUUCAAGCUUCUCCCAAAAUGCUUUCCGCUACUCAAGCUCGUAACAUAGUCGGCAUCGUCGGAAAUGUCAUUUCGUUUGGUCUUUUUCUCUCGCCGUUACCGACGUUUUUCAAAAUUUACAAAAGCAAAUCAGUUGAGGAGUUCAAGCCAGAUCCGUACCUUGCAACUGUGUUGAACUGUAUGUGUUGGGUAUUCUACGGAAUGCCUUUCGUUCAUCCUGACAGCACUCUGAUCAUCACUAUUAAUGGCAUUGGCCUUUUCAUAGAGCUAUUUUAUUUGGCUAUAUUCUGCCUGUAUGCUGAUUCCAAAGGACGGAAAAAAGUUAGUAUUUGCCUUGUGAUUGAGGUUAUUUUCGUGGCUGCUGUUGCUGUAAUAACUAUUGUAUUCCUUCAUGGAACCAAGCAAAGAUCACUGUUGGUUGGAAUAAUAUGUGACGUAUUCAACAUCAUUAUGUAUGCUUCUCCUCUAACGAUCAUGACAAAAGUGAUCAAGACGAAGAGUGUCAAGUACAUGCCAUUUACUCUCUCGUUAGCCAACUUUCUCAAUGGUUGUAUUUGGACGGCCUAUUCUCUAAUCAAGUUUGACAUCUACGUUCUUGUUAGCAAUGGUCUUGGAGCAAUUUCGGGUUUCCUUCAGCUCCUCCUCUAUACAUAUUACUCUGUAUGCCGUCCAAAGGCCGACGAGAAUGCUGUGAAAGCCAAUGAAGUUCAGCUCUCCAACGCAUAAACUGCAAGUCCAUCGAGCUAAGUCAUUUAAAGCGUGGUGUGGUUGCUAUCGUAAGGAGGAAUGAAGUUGUGCAUAGCUAGAACAGUAUCGGGAUUGUAGUUUUGACUUUUUUGUUG
This is a messenger RNA of Cucurbita maxima (winter squash), 916 nucleotides long. RefSeq names its product bidirectional sugar transporter SWEET5-like. NCBI's taxonomy places the organism in Eukaryota, Viridiplantae, Streptophyta, Magnoliopsida, Cucurbitales, Cucurbitaceae. Gene Ontology annotation, biological process: carbohydrate transport. The transcript has 7 exons. The record is from RefSeq and is a predicted model, not a curated record. Gene Ontology annotation, cellular component: membrane. Gene Ontology annotation, molecular function: sugar transmembrane transporter activity. Bases 93 to 800 code for a protein of 235 amino acids.